This is a messenger RNA of Argiope bruennichi, 483 nucleotides long. RefSeq lists its product as uncharacterized. The record is from RefSeq and is a predicted model, not a curated record. The coding region runs from base 1 to 483 and encodes 160 amino acids. NCBI's taxonomy places the organism in Eukaryota, Metazoa, Arthropoda, Arachnida, Araneae, Araneidae. The transcript has a single exon.
AUGGCCAUUGCCGACAGUAAAUACCGUUUGGUUUUUGUCCAUAUUGGCAAAUAUGGAAAAGAUUAUGACUCAAUAGAAAGUAAUGCAAAACAUUUACCUGAUGAGAAAUGCUUAUCAGGCACAGAAAGUCCAGAAGUUCCAUACUUUUUUGUUGGAGAUGCAGCAUUUGGGCUGCAUAAACAUUUGCUAAGGCCAUAUGCUAGAACUCAUUUGACAUUUGAAAAGAGAAUCUUCAACUAUCGAUUGUGUCGAGCAAGAAGGUGCAUAAAAUGCGUAUUUGGUAUCCUCAGCAAUAAAUGGGGAAUAUUCCAUCCACCUCUUAAUGUUCAACCGCAAUUUGCUAAAGAUAUCGUUAAAGCAUGUAUCAUUCUUCAUAAUUAUGUUAGAGAUAGAGACAGAUACAGGACUGAGGAUACAAUGUCAGUUGUAGGAUUGAAAGAUAUUAGGGCUCAAAGCAAACAAUGUGAGAAACAUUUUAUGUAA